Pediculus humanus corporis (human body louse) is the source of this 864-nucleotide messenger RNA. Its product is annotated as protein-L-isoaspartate O-methyltransferase, putative. The transcript has 5 exons. Gene Ontology annotation, biological process: protein modification process. The record is from RefSeq and is a predicted model, not a curated record. Gene Ontology annotation, cellular component: cytoplasm. NCBI's taxonomy places the organism in Eukaryota, Metazoa, Arthropoda, Insecta, Psocodea, Pediculidae. Gene Ontology annotation, molecular function: protein-L-isoaspartate (D-aspartate) O-methyltransferase activity. Bases 1 to 864 code for a protein of 287 amino acids.
AUGGCUUGGAGAUCUCAUGGCAGAAAUAAUUCAGAUUUAGUAAAAAACUUAAAAAUCAAUGGAGUAAUAAGAUCAGAUGUUGUAGAAAAUAUUAUGCUCCAAGUUGACAGAGGAAAUUAUUCUAAAGCAGCUCCUUAUAUGGAUGCUCCUCAAGGGAUUGGUUAUGGUGUAACCAUUAGUGCUCCUCACAUGCAUGCACAUGCUUUAGAAUUACUCAAAGAUCAUUUAACAGAAGGGGAAAAAGCUUUAGAUGUGGGUUCUGGAUCAGGUUAUUUAACUGUUUGUAUGGCAUUGAUGGUUGGCCAGGAAGGAAGGGCUGUAGGUAUUGAUCACAUUGCUGAACUUAUUGAUACUUCAACAGAAAAUGUACGAAAAGAUAAACCAGAACUUCUGGAUAGUGGAAGAGUUAAAUUUGUAGUGGGAGAUGGUAGAAGAGGAUAUCCUGAUGAUGGUCCUUACAAUGCAAUUCAUGUUGGAGCUGCAUCACCAAAUCUUCCACAGUCUCUCAUUGAUCAGUUAAAGCCAGGUGGACGUUUAAUAGUGCCUAUCGGUCCAGAAGGAGGUAAUCAAAAUUUAGAACAAAUAGAUAAAAAAGCAGAUGGAAGUUUUACACGAACACCUCUGAUGGGUGUUGUUUAUGUACCACUUACAGAUAAAGAAGCCCAAUGGCCUGGAAGUGUAAGUUCAGCAGAGUCUGAAUUUAUUGUUUUAAUGCGGAAAUCCGUAGCGGCCGUACCAGAAUCCCAGCAUGAUUUUUUCGAAGAACCCAUGACUGAAUUUGAAAGAGAUGUUGAUCCAAAUGUUGGAUCAAGUAAAAAUGUACCCACUAGUUCAAAACCUGCAAAAACUUCUAAACCCCAAUAG